Molecule: messenger RNA, 990 nt
Organism: Onthophagus taurus
Lineage: Eukaryota; Metazoa; Arthropoda; Insecta; Coleoptera; Scarabaeidae
Source: RefSeq, a predicted model, not a curated record
GAUGUUUACCACGCAAAAACUCGAGUAUUACUAUAUAACUUAUUUUUUAAAUAAACUUUUGUUUCUAUUAAAUGAUUAAGUGAAUUCUUGUUAUAAAAAAUAAGUUAUUCAAGAUAAGAAAAUUGGGUUUAAAUUAAAAAAAAGUUACGCUAGAAUAUCUGCAAAUAGAAGAAAAAUCCUUGAGAUAACAUGGAGGAAGACGUUUGAAAUCCAGAUCGGAUGACUUGAAAUUAAAAAAUGUCAACGGUUUUAAAUCGAAAUAUCGCAAUGUGUCUCCUAUUACAAAGCAUAAACGUGAUUUUAACUUACGGAAAUUUCUUACAAACGAUGACUUCCGACAACUUUCAAUGUCCUCAACAUCCCGAUAAUACCGAAAAAAAUGAUUAUAAUUUUUUGUAUGAUUAUUUAUCGGGAACUGGAUAUCAUAAUUUCAACGAUUCCGUUACGAUCGGGUUUCUUGGGGCUUACGGACAAGCUCAAGUCGCGUUGGGAGCUUUACCAUUAGCAAUAGAUGCAGUUAAUGAAGAUAAAGAUUUGCUUCCUGGAAGAAAAUUAAUAUACAUCGCAGCGGAUAUUGGUACGAAUCCCGCUGGGUCCGGUCUGGCUCGAACUGAUUCAUCGUUAGCGACCAGGGCCAUUAGAAUAAUGACCGAAAUGAGGGAUAAUGGCACCGUUGCUUUCAUUGGUCCGGAUGACACGUGCUCAUCAGAAGCUUUGGUCGCUGCAGCUUGGAAUUUACCAAUGAUUUCAUAUGUAAGCAAAUUUCAGAAAUUAGCAAUUUAAAAGCAACCUAAAAUAAUAUCAUAGUAAUUUUAAGUAUCAAGUAAUACAAGAAUAAUAACCUUUAUUCCCAGAAAUAAUAAUUACAUACUUCCUAAACCUAAGUAUUCCCCAAUAAUAAUAAAGAAACAAUAAAAAUACGCAAAAUAUACAUAAAUUCUUCUCUUAUUUACUUUAAACUUCUCUCUCGAAUCCAAUUUUGGAUAUAGG